AUGGCAUCCCAAAGCCUAGGACGAGCCCGGUACCACGGUCUGGCGCACAAACUCGCGCUCUGCGAGAAAUACGGAUUCGAGGCGAUUGAGCUCUUCUUCGAGGAUCUCGAGGGCGUUGCGGAGGCUCUUCCUGUCUCCCAUCCAGGCCUGCCACCGGGUUCAUCCUUUGCCGAUUCUACCGCCGUCCAAGAAAGACAACUUGCGGCCGCCGAGUACAUCCACGACCUCUGCAUGCAGCACAACUUGGAAAUCCUGUGUCUCCAACCGUUCAUGCACUACGAAGGUCGACUGGACCCGUCGUCGCACGAGGAAGCCAUCCAGCGCCUGCAUUUCUGGGUCAAGCUCGCCCGGCGACUCGGCACCGACCUGAUCCAGAUCCCCUCCAGCUUCCUCUCUCCACCGCAAUGUACAGGCGACCGUGACCGAAUCGUCACGGAUCUACGACAAGUUGCAGAGAUUGGUCUUCAGGGCGAUCCUCCCAUUCGGUUCGCGUACGAAGCUCUCGCUUGGGGGACACACGUCAAUACGUGGGAUGCUGCGUGGUCAAUUGUACGGGAAGUCGACCGACCAAACUUCGGAACCUGCAUCGACACAUUCAAUCUCGCCGGUCGAAUCUUUGCCGAUCCGGCUUCACUGUCGGGCUUGACCCCGACGGCCUGCCAGGAUAUCCAGGAGGCACUUUCAAAGCUGCGAAACGAACUGCCGCGGGCAUUGGACAAGGUGUUUUAUGUCGAGGUGUGUGAUGGCGAGAGACUGGAUGCCCCGUUAAGAGCUGGCCAUGAGUGGUACGAUCCGGAGCAGCCGGCGCGAAUGUCCUGGUCACGAAAUGCUAGGUUAUUUCCUUUCGAACCACAAGGAUACCUUCCCGCCCUGCAGAUUUUGGAAGCUGUGUGCCACGCCGGCUAUACAGGGCACGUCUCGUUCGAAUUGUUCUCUCGGACGGCAAAUCAACCGGGCGAGGAGGUCCCAGAGCAACAUGCCCAGAGAGGAGCCGUGGCAUGGAAGAAGUUGGUAGAGUACAUGGGCUGGAGCAACAAGCAGCAGACUGGCACAAGCCCAGAACUGCUCGCUGAGCGUCGGUAA
Molecule: messenger RNA, 1083 nt
Organism: Fonsecaea multimorphosa CBS 102226
Lineage: Eukaryota; Fungi; Ascomycota; Eurotiomycetes; Chaetothyriales; Herpotrichiellaceae
Exons: 1
Coding region: 1-1083 (360 amino acids)
Source: RefSeq, a predicted model, not a curated record